Vollenhovia emeryi is the source of this 947-nucleotide messenger RNA. RefSeq names its product protein OPI10 homolog. Lineage: Eukaryota; Metazoa; Arthropoda; Insecta; Hymenoptera; Formicidae. The coding region runs from base 179 to 769 and encodes 196 amino acids. Gene Ontology annotation, molecular function: nuclear import signal receptor activity; Hsp70 protein binding. Gene Ontology annotation, cellular component: cytosol; nucleus. The transcript is spliced from 3 exons. The record is from RefSeq and is a predicted model, not a curated record. Gene Ontology annotation, biological process: protein import into nucleus.
CCUCAAGUUUCCGUUCUAUCUUUUAAUGCAUUCACGAUGAGUUAAAGUCGGCGAGAUGAUGUUCGUAGAACAAUUCUAACGGAAUAGUAUAAAAACGCUUGUUGCAUCUGCAGGACAGUUUUUCGGUAUAUUCUGAUAUAUUCUGUGAUAAAUAGAAUAGAACAAUCUAGAUACGAGAAUGCUCGGCAUACUCGUAGCUGGACGACUCGUCCAAACAGACUUUCAACAAGUUGGUGAUAAUCAGUUCUUAAUUAUUAUACCUGAUGCUGAUAAUAUAAAUCAUAUAGUGAUAUUUCUUACUGGCACUGUCUUCUUCCCAGAUGGCAUGGGAGGUGCAGUAUAUUUCAGUUGGCCAGAUCCAAACGCGCCACCCAACUGGCAAUUCCUUGGAUAUAUUUCCAAUUCUAAACCAUCAGCCAUCUUCAAAAUAUCAAAUCUAAAGAAAAAUCACGAAUUUGAAAACAGUAAUUUAGGAAUUUUUGGGAUCGGUAAGAUCUCGCAUUUUGCACAGAUCGGUGUGUCGGUUGAACCAUUGGCGAUAAUUGAGCAGCAAGUAGCUACCGUUGCCGCAGCUACAACCAAUUCUUUUAUAGAAUUUGUACAAAAAAUGUUAACAAAUUUUGUCAAUUAUGUAACCAGUUUCACGGUGACGCAGGCACAAAUGACGCCAAAUCCUACUGAGAAUUUUGUGCCUCUAUCUACAUUACAGGGCUGGUACGAAACCUUUGAGAGACGAUUACAGCAUGAUCCAAAUUUCUGGAAAUCAUGAUUAUAAUUGUAAUUACAUAUAGUAUAAAGUUUUGUAUUUUCUGUUGACAUACAUAUAAAAAUUUCACAAGAAUGCCCAAAUAUUAUUUCAAUGCUAAGGUAUAUUGAAUUGUCAGUAUGAAUUCAUUACUUUUAUAUUUUCGCUAAUAAACAAUGAUACUUGCAUUUAUGUAUAAAAA